Messenger RNA from Bemisia tabaci, 2713 nucleotides. Its product is annotated as zinc finger FYVE domain-containing protein 1. NCBI's taxonomy places the organism in Eukaryota, Metazoa, Arthropoda, Insecta, Hemiptera, Aleyrodidae. Gene Ontology annotation, molecular function: phosphatidylinositol-3,4-bisphosphate binding; phosphatidylinositol-3,4,5-trisphosphate binding; 1-phosphatidylinositol binding. Gene Ontology annotation, cellular component: lipid droplet. The record is from RefSeq and is a predicted model, not a curated record. Gene Ontology annotation, biological process: lipid droplet formation.
UCACUCAACACACACACACAACAUUUCCGAUCAAAACACACUUAAAAGUCAGCGAUUAACCUUGGUGUUGGUGUAAGAAAGGUUUUCUUUUGAUUGUGUUUGAUCCUGAUACUUCGCGAUCCUGUUCUUAUGAAGUUCAUCAUUUGGCCUCAGAAUUCUUUGCAGUCCCCGAGUCAGCCUGCCUGGAAUGCACUGAGCUCUGAUUAGUCCAGUGUUACUUUAGCACAAGAUAUACUGCGAUGUCCUAUUUUAUAAGCUUCAAUCAGAGGCUCGUAUUUUGGAUUCCAACGUAAACCCUAUUAUCGACAGAUUAACCCUAUCAAUUUUGCUCAUGAAUUCCAUCCUGAACAUGUACGAAGUCGACCAGCUACUGGGUCAAAGCUCCGAUGUCUCGUCACCUGCGAUGAUGGAGCCAAUCGACCCUGCCUCCUUGAUAAUGGGGCAGGAUAAAUUAUUGGACGAUGAGUUAGAUGACAAACUGCUUGCCAACUUGCCUGACGUUGCUCUCACAACUGAGUUCACAUCGCUGAAACUUGGAAUUCCGGAGAUGUCCGAAUCUUUGGUUAAAAGCUUUUUACUACUGGAUGGGAAAGAAUUGUUGAAAGUCAGUUCAGCCGAUGACUUCAUCAAAAAGUUGAACAUUCAGGAUAGCUCCGUACGUAUCAAAGUCAUCUCAAUCUUUGGCAACACUGGAGAUGGUAAAUCGCAUACGCUGAAUCGCACCUUUUUUGAUGGCCAGGAGGUUUUUCAAACUUCAAACGAGCAGAACUCAUGCACGCUAGGCGUUUGGGCUGCCUACGAUCCUGAUUUAAAGUUGAUUUGUCUGGACACUGAAGGUUUACUUGGCACAACAAGUCAUGAAAAUCAGCGCACGCGGCUACUCUUGAAGAUCCUAGCAAUUUCGGACAUUGUUAUCUACAGGACUCGCUCAGAACGGCUCCAUCGGGAUCUGUUUUCGUUCUUGGGAUCUGCGUCCCGAACUUAUACACAACACUUCCACUCGGCGUUACAGUCAGUUACCCAGAGAAAUGAAUUUGGCGGCCCUUUGUCUGCUCUUGGACCAGCUGUAAUCAUAUUUCAUGAAACGCGGCACACUCAACCAUUACAUCCAGUGAAUGGUGAAAGCACUGAGGAUUUGAUUCGCAGCAGUUUUGCAAGGAUGAAACUCGACAUUGAUGCAUUCAGCUCACUCCGUUACAUCGGCAUUCAAACCCAAAUUCCUCCGACAAGUUUUAGUGAAUUGCGAGAUGCAGUGACUCAAGAAUUGAACAACACAACUGUGCGCUCUGCACGGAGUCCACAAAUCGUCUUCGUAACGCUGAAUGUUUUGAAUGACAAGUUUAGUGGUGAAUUAGAGGACAAAAAUCAGCUCUACUUUCCGGACCAGUAUUUCACCUGCUCCGCAACAUGUCUCUCUUGUGAGAAACGCUGCGAAAGGUCCAUGGGCCAUGUCAAAGAAGGAGUAUCUCAUCACUGCUCUUGUAAAUGCAGGUAUCAACAUCAAUAUGAUAACUGUGUAUAUGUCUGUAAAGCCUGUCAUACCAAUGGACAAGAAGUUGUUGUGAAACCUAAGUAUGUCUCCUCCAGUGAUUCAUCGUGGUUUGCGUUCGCAAAAUAUGCCUGGUCUGGGUACGUGAUUGAAUGUCCUUUCUGCGGUGAGAUUUACAGAAGUCGUCAAUUCUGGUACGGCAAUAAUGAGCCUGAUGCAGUUGCUGUGAGAACAGAAAUCAUGCAUGUUUGGUCUCAGGGAAACUCUGAAAAUGGCACAGUACAGAACCCAGCGCAGCGAGUGUUGGAUAGCGUCUCGUACCUUUCAGAAGCUGUUGCAAGCGUUACCUCAGAGCCCUCUAGAGUAGCUUCAUCUUGGAUUGCAGAUCAGAUUGCACCCAAGUAUUGGAAGCCGAACAGUGAGAUAAAAAAUUGCAAGGUUUGCUUGAAGUUAUUUCCGAACAAUGCAUCGAAACACCACUGUCGAGCUUGCGGCGAUGGAGUUUGCGAAGGCUGUUCCAUGAAUAACAAACCUGUUCCUGAGAAAGGAUGGGAAAAUCCUGUCAGAGUGUGUGAUAUUUGUUAUAAGGGUUUAUCAAAAAUUGCAGAGAGUUAUGAGUCCAGUGAUCACAAUUCGGAUGACAACGAAGUCAUAGUGCGAAAAGUUGGAGAAGCGGUAGUCAGCACAAUUUCAAGUGUAGUGAGCGUUCUGGAGUAUCCAAAAAGUUUCAUUAAAGAUAGCGCAAGGCCCGCUUACUGGGUUCCAGACCAUGAGAUCAAAAAGUGCAAUGUGUGUCAGUGUGAUUUAAGGCCUCCAAAAGGUGCUCCUCUUCAUCAUUGUCGAGACUGCGGUAACGGUGUGUGUCCAAGCUGCUCAAUGGCCAGGAUACCAGUACCCAAAAGGGGUUGGAAUCACCCAGUCAGAGUUUGUAACAAUUGCGUCAAAUCGUAGGUAGGCUGCAGGUUUUACCGUCGAAAUUAAAGUUGGGUUUCCAAAUAGACUGAUAGCCAGGGUCAGAAAAUUACCACCACUAUCCAUGCUGCUUUAUGAUUAUUUUAAACAGAACAUAAUGAACACUUCAAAAAAUUUUGGAUACAACUCAUAAAUGAUGAAUCCAUAUGGCUCCUUCUGUAUUUUUCAACUCAAGCUACCCUCUUUCUAAGAAAAAUAAAAAAAAAAAAAACCUUCAGGGUAAAAUUGUCCGCCUUGUGAUGAAUUUUUUUU